AAGCAGCCAUUAAAACAGAUUCAUAUUUCCCCCAGACAUGGGGUGACCGGCUAACAGCCAUUUUCGCAUGAUACAGUAUGCAAUGAUACAGGAGCAACACCAAAACCUUGGCGGUUGACUGAGACACAUUGAACCCACAGGAUACCCACUCGCCAUCUACAAGCUGAAGCGGAGGGGAAACCAUGGAUCACGGUAAAAGUUGGCACCUAAAUUUUCUACGAGCACCGGCUGCGGUUCUGCUUUGCUUUCUGGCGCUACGGCCCCUUUCGGUGGUAACCAAGAGUCUCCGAGUGAAAGCAGGAGAUAAACACGACGACUAUGAGUAUCAGUUGAUUUCGCAUUCGUCACAGUACCAGAAGAACGAUCGCUGCCCGCCUCCCCCACAGGCAUUGCCGGACAGAGCUUGCGAAGUUCCCAGUUGCAGGUCAGACUCUGAGUGUGAAAGGCACAAGCGCUGCUGCUACAAUGGUUGCAUUUACGUUUGUUUGGAAUCAGUGCAACCACCACCAGUUCUAGAUUGGUUGGUGCAACCAAAACCCAGGUGGCUUGGGGGCAAUGGAUGGCUACUUGAUGGACCAGAAGAAGUGCUUCAAGCUGAAGCCUGCAGCACCACUGAGGAUGGCGAUGAACCCUUGCAUUGUCCCACUGACUAUGAAUGUCACAUCACCAAUCCUGGGAAUCCUGCUGAAGGAAUUCCAAAUAGAGGACAGUGCAUAAAGCAAAGAGGAAAUAGUGAUGGACGAAAUUUAAGACCGAAAAUGUUCAAAGACUACAAAGAUUAUUUUGGGAUUAGCUCCAAUAAUGCUGUUGGCUACAAAAAGCACCAUCAUAAACAUCUGGGGUAGAGCUGCCUACAUGCCUGGUACAGCAAGAACCAUUCAAAGACACAAUGUGAACAAGAGCAUAUCUCUCUGUGAUUGUACACCCAUUUCAAAUGUUGUAAAUCUACAGGUAACCUGGAUUAUUGUUCGUAAACUAUAUCAUUAACUACUAAUCAUCAAGUAGAGUCCCCGAAUCUGCAGACAUGGUAAAGGCACGUUUGAGUUUCAAGUGUAUACAAUGUUAAAAAAAAAAAACAUAAUCUCAUAGCAAGAGAGUAAGCCACAAGUUGUUAAUCACUAGAAUUGCUGGAUGAUUUGCCCUUAACUUUCUUCUGAGCAUCGAGAAGUCAUUGGGUUUACUCAGCGAAUAUGAAUUAAAAAGCGCCAAAAAAUAACCACCAUUUAAUUAUGCAAUCCUGUUAAUUAGGACAUUGAACAUGGAACAUAGAAAUGUACAGCACAGGAACAGGCCCUUUGGUACAUAAUGUCUGUGCCGAACAUAAUGUCAAGAGAACCUAUCUCAUCUGCCUGCAUGUGAUCUAUUUAUCUCCAUUCCCUGCAUAUCCAUGUAGGUCAUUUAUGCUUUAACUGAAAAACCAGUUAGAAAUGUAAAAACAGUCAUUACUUAAAUGAUAGUUAUUUUGCACACUCGUUGUGAAUGUUUGUGUCUUGAUUCAGUGCUUCACCUGAUUAGAUUGAUUUGUUGAGGAAUGAGGCAAUUAUAUAUAAUGCUAAAUUAAUAUCUGGAGACCAGGAUUCAGAAAUCCCCAGCACAGCAAAAUCAAACCCUUAAAGCAUGCGUGUCUGCUAAUUUGCAAGUAGCUAGUAAUCACCAUACCACUUUCAUAAUGGAGGCAGCAGCUUCACUGAAUUCUAAAUUUCAUUAAUUAAAAAAUAGCAUGCACUUUGGGCAGCAGACAGCUUUAUUGAUAUUUAUGUUCCAUCAGCAGAAACGUCAACACUACAUUUGGGUAGUCAUUAUCUGAUAUUGCCCUGAUUGAUGGACUCCAUGAACUAACACUACAUUAAUCACUAUUUGGUGAUCAACAGUGUGGGCCUCUUUCCACACUGUAACACUCUAUGACUCUCUAUUACUCUAACUUUGUUUCGAUACGAUGAUGUUCAAGCUGCCAUGGCAGAAGUUGGAUAGCCAUUUUAAUCAUUACAUUUCACCAGCUAAAGAAUUAAUCUCAACUUUAGCACCAUUGCAAAUUCUGCUGUCAUGUGCCUCUGAAAAUUGGCGGCACAAAACAAUAGGAGCCGUGGAGUGAGGUUAAACAAUCAAUAAAUCAUGCGAUCAUUGUGUGGAGGUUCUCACCAGCAGAUUUUUGAAACUGAUAAUUGGUAAGGUCUUUUGUUACUAUCUGCAGUCGUGCCAAACAUAAUACAAAUCAAGUAACAAUAUGUCAAUUUGCUCAACAGAAAUCACCAUUAUAGACACAAAAUGCUGUAGUAACUCAGUGGGACAGGCAGCAUCUCUGGAGAGAAGGAAUGGGCAAUGUUUCGGGUCGAGACCCUUCUUCAGCUCUGAAGAAAAUGCUGGAGCAUCUCAGCGGGACAGGUAGCAUCUCUGGAGAGAAGGAAUGGGUGACGUUUCGAGUCUGAAGAAGGAUCGCGACCCAAAAUGUCACUCAUUCCUUCUCUCCAGAGAUGCUGCCUGUCCCUCUGAGUUACUCCAGCAUUUUGUGACUAGAUUCAGUUUAAACCAGCAUCUGCAGUUGCUUCCUACAGAAAUCACUAUUAGUUUGAACAAAGAAAUUAGCUAUUAAAAUGAAUUUAAAACUUAGGGUUCAUAGAGUACUGUAAUUAUAUAAUGUACAAUCAACAAAACAAAAUAUGUGCUAAGCACAGUAAGUCAAAUUAGUGCCCAUAAAGAAUAAAGUUCAAGUAAGCUAAUCUAUAUUUCUUUUAAGCACCGAUUUUGUUAAAUAUAUUCUCAAUAUCUCUAUUUAUUUAAACUCUAUUACAUGGUUGUUGCCUCUUUUUUUUUUAAACUUUCAUUUCUUGUAUCCUUCUUUAUUACAACUUAGUUUGUGAUGCAUUACAGACGGCCCGCCAUUUUACAGCCAUUUACAGUCAUGGAAAUUUGCCCUUAAAGAACUCACAAAUGACGACCCAAAAUUCUGACAUACGGUAUAAAAUUCACUCUUGAUGAAUCUAUAUAGGGUAAAAAAACAAAUCAAAACAUUUUUUUCCAACUCACAUUUCUUGAUGCAUUCACAGAUGAUGUGGCUUCAUGUUAUGGAAAAUUGAGAUAAGGCCCCAUUUCUAUUAAUCCCAACUAACCCCCAACUUCCCCGGUAAUGUGGACUUCACAUUCUCCAACAUUCUUUCAAUGAACCAUCCUUCCGAAUUUGCGUAAAUGGUUCAUUCAUUGCAUUCAAAUGAAGUAAAACAUUGGCUAUGGCAUGCUUAAUAUCCAUUCUGUGCUUAUUCCCAAAUAAGCAAUUGCAUUCAAAAGCUCUGAAGUUUCUUUUCAACUGAAAAGUUGAACCAGUUUAGGGAUUAUUUCUGUUUAAGAAUGAACUGCAGAUGCUGGAAAAUCGAAGGUACCUUGUCCCCUGCCCC
Leucoraja erinaceus (little skate) is the source of this 3389-nucleotide messenger RNA. It is a transcript of the gene wfdc1, whose product is annotated as WAP four-disulfide core domain 1. Gene Ontology annotation, molecular function: peptidase inhibitor activity. Gene Ontology annotation, biological process: regulation of cell growth. The transcript is spliced from 7 exons. NCBI's taxonomy places the organism in Eukaryota, Metazoa, Chordata, Chondrichthyes, Rajiformes, Rajidae. The record is from RefSeq and is a predicted model, not a curated record. The coding region runs from base 183 to 845 and encodes 220 amino acids. Gene Ontology annotation, cellular component: extracellular region.